Desarmillaria tabescens is the source of this 1194-nucleotide messenger RNA. RefSeq names its product glycoside hydrolase. The coding region runs from base 1 to 1128 and encodes 375 amino acids. The transcript is spliced from 13 exons. Gene Ontology annotation, biological process: glycoside catabolic process; oligosaccharide metabolic process. Gene Ontology annotation, molecular function: alpha-galactosidase activity. The record is from RefSeq and is a predicted model, not a curated record. NCBI's taxonomy places the organism in Eukaryota, Fungi, Basidiomycota, Agaricomycetes, Agaricales, Physalacriaceae. Gene Ontology annotation, cellular component: cytoplasm.
AUGCUAGCUGGAACACCUGGAAUGCAUAUAAGCGAAACAAAGGUUCUAGCAGCCGCGAACUCGGUUAUCGACUUAGGUCUCGCGGAAGUUGGCUAUGAGUACAUCAACAUUGAUGAUUGCUGGUCUAAGACAACGCGCAACAUCACUACCCAGAAGAUUAUCCCUGACUCUACCAAGUUCCCGAACGGAAUCAGCAGUGUUGCUGACCAGGUUCACGCUCUUGGAUUGAAAAUUGGUAUAUAUGGCGACGCUGGAACUGCUACGUGUUCUGGCUUUCCAGGCUCCCUGGGUAUGGAGGCUAUUGACGCAGCAACUUUCAGCGAGUGGGGCAUCGAUUACUUGAAAUACGAUAACUGUAAUGUCCCAGGAAAUUGGAGUGACAGCUGGCAACCUGAAGGCAAUGAUUGGUAUAACUCAAAUACUGCUGUCAGAUAUCGUCAAAUGGGUGGUGCAUUAGCGCAGCAGUCUCGCCCGAUACAGUUUGCCUUGUGUAAUUGGGGAAAUGCCAAUGUAUGGGAUUGGGGAGCGCGUGUGGGACAUUCAUGGAGAAUGUCCGGUGAUUCUAGCGCCUCCUGGUCGUAUAUCACUUCAAUAAUCGCUACUAAUGCUGCUCAUUUGUCGUCAAUUGGUUUUUAUGCUCACAACGAUAUGGACAUGAUGGAGAUAGGAAAUGGAGCCCUCACCACUCAAGAGCAGCGCACUCACUUUGCGGCCUGGGCAUUUUUGAAAAGCCCUAUUAUCCUUGGUACAGACUUGAGCAAACUUGACGAUACUCAAGUGGCAUUGAUAAAGAGCGUAGAGCUUAUUGCUUUCCAUCAGGAUAUCACUAACGGCUCCUCGGCUUAUCCAUUCACAGCCUACACUGGAGCACCAACAACUUCGCCCCCCGAAUACUACUCUGGAACUUCGUCCGCAGGCGCGCACGUUUUCAUAAUCAAUACAUCUUCGAGUACAGCGACUAAAACGUUCACGUUUUCGAAUGUUCCGGAGCUAGGGCAGGCAGGGACAUGGAAGAUGCAUGAUAUGUGGUCGGGCACAGAUUUAUCCGGGACCUACUCAACAUCUUCGAGUUUCUCUGUUAAUGUACAGGCGCAUGAUACAGUAGCAUACCGUAUCACGGCCGCGUAACUAUUAGAUUUAGGAUUCUUUUACCCCUAGUGUAAACACGUGUUUUUUGAAUAUGCUCUGACGUAA